Calliphora vicina (urban bluebottle blowfly) is the source of this 1488-nucleotide messenger RNA. RefSeq names its product Spag1 axonemal dynein assembly factor (gene Spag1). Gene Ontology annotation, cellular component: cytosol; mitochondrion. The transcript has 5 exons. The record is from RefSeq and is a predicted model, not a curated record. Gene Ontology annotation, molecular function: heat shock protein binding. Bases 114 to 1475 code for a protein of 453 amino acids. NCBI's taxonomy places the organism in Eukaryota, Metazoa, Arthropoda, Insecta, Diptera, Calliphoridae.
UUCGGCCACAGGUAGCCCUUGGAAACGAAACAAUUUGUUUGAUUGUUAAAAAUAUACUAUUAUUUAAAAUACAAAUUUUCAAACAAUUUAAUUUAUAUAAAAUAAAUUUAAAAAUGGAAAAUAAUAACAAAAAAUCCUUACUAGAACGUUAUGGUAUUCCCAUACAUCAUUUGGAUUUCAAAUAUAUAAGAGAAUGUAAAGAUGGCAAAGAAAUUGAAAAAAUUGUGCACAUUUUGAGAUCCAAUGAAGAGGGCUAUUAUCCGGAUCUGACAAAAUGUGCUGAGGAGAAAUUAAAGGAACUGAAACCUCAAAGUCGUCUCUUUAGAGUCGAGGAGCAAAUAAAGGGACGUGAAGCUUUAAAUUCUAACGAAAUAAAGCCCAUCUAUGACUGGAACAAGGAUAUUAAAACUACCGAUAAAAAGCUACAGAAUCUCGUAGAAGAAACUGAAUCACUAAUGCCUCCUAUACGUAAAACUGGACGUAUUCUACAAAAGCAAAAUAAUAAAGAAAAAUCUAACAAUACUACGAAUACUAGUAAAGAAUCCCAAUCAACUCAAAGAAUCAAAUCCACUGACUAUAAUAAAUGGGAUAAAUAUGAUGCUGAAGAGGAAAUAUUACGCCAGGACCUGGCAGAAGAGCGUGAACAGGAAGAAGUAGAACGUAAAAAUCGUAUAAAUAUGGAUAAAUUUAUAAAACAGCCUUUAACAAUUACCGAAAUAACAGCUGAAGAGGAGUUACAACCUUUAGAUAAAUUGUCAAAAUUAUCGGAAAUCGAAAAAGAAAAAAUAUCGGAAGAAUACCGUUUGCGUGGCAAUGAGUAUUUUCGCUCCAAAGAAUAUAACAAUGCUUUAAACGAGUAUUCCCGAGCCAUACAGGCUUGUCCCGAUAAAGCGGUAGCAGCCUAUAAUAAUCGGGCUUUGACCUACUUUAAGCAACAACAAUUUUUGGAUGCAAUAAAGGACUGUGAGCAGUGUCUUAAAUUGGAGCCCACUAAUUUAAAAGCCCGUUUGCGCCUGGCGGAGGCUAAUUAUGCCUAUGGCAGGAGAAGAGAGUCCUAUCAACUUUACAACAAUGUCCUCCAAUUGGAUCCGGGAAAUUCAGUGGCUCUAAAAGCCACUAACGAAUUGCGUAAGCAAUACGAAGACUUGCCACCGCCAAAUGCUACACGUCUGCAAAUACAAGAAGAAUCGUCUAAAAAUAAACCAGCAAUUCAAAGCGAAAAUCCAAAACCGAAAUCAAAACCCAAAUCAAUAAAUUACGAUCUGGCAGAUUUGGUCAAACCAAAUCGGUUAGUUAAAAAUAAAUUUAUUAAAGCGGCCGAGAAUUUGGGUAAAAACUUGGCAAAUAACAAAGAAGACAAGAAAAUGCCAGAAAAGAAAGUUGCUCCAGAUGUGAAUAAGCCAGAAAUACGACUGCCCGGUAAUUAUCUAAUGAAUAAGGCAGUAAAAGGUAAAAAACUUAUAGAAGAACUUUAAAAUGGAUUUUAUG